CAUUUUGGCACCACUGAUUGCUUUUGUGCAAUGGCGGAUAAAGAUGAUUGUGAAGUGAAAAGUGUGGAGGAAAAUAUUAAUAUAGAUCGUUAUAGAAAGCUAGUGAGAUCGUAUUUGGAUUUGCAUCUUUAUUCUGCUGCCUUGUUUUGGGCAGACAAGGUUGUUUCACUGAGUGGGGAAGAUCCUGAUGAUGUAUAUUGGCUAGCACAAUGCAUGUAUCUCAUGAAGCAAUAUCAUAGAGCUGUUAACCUGAUCAAAAGUAGAGGUCUUGAGAAGACAAAUUUGUUGUGUCUAUACUUGGUGGUACGCUGCCUUUUAGAAGCUCGAGAGCCUACAGAUGCAUUGCAAAUUUUAAGCGAAGUCGAACAGGAAGGAAAUUUCAAUCUUACAACAAACAUGAUAACUGAUUCAACAACUGUCAACCAUUCUUUACUUGAUAACAACUUGAAUCAUCUUCAAAGCGCCAUUCUUUAUCUUAAAGGCUGUGUAUACGAAGCAAUGGAUAAUCGGGGUUUAGCAGCUGAUUGUUACAAACAGUCAUUACGCCGUGAUGUGCAUUGCUAUGAAGCAUUUGAAGCCUUAGUGCAGCACCAAAUGCUUUCCUCUUGGGAAGCUCAUGAAGAAGGAUUGCUCAGAUUAUUAUAUGAGAGUAAAUUGAAAAAAUAUCAUGCUCCAGGACCUGUAUCAGCUGCAUUACCUUCUCAAAUUGCUGGACUCUCUGGCAACUUAGAUCUUGCUGUUGCUCAGGCAGAGCGCUGCUAUUAUAAUUGUAAUUACCGCCAAUGCAGUCAAAUUACGGAAGAAGUUCUGAAGAAAGAUCCUUACCACAGUAGCUGUUUACCGGUACAUAUCGGAUGCCUGGUUGAGCUUAAGAAAGCAAAUAAAUUGUUUUACUUGGCACAUCGACUAGUUGAUUUAUAUCCUGAAAUGGCAAUAUCAUGGUUUGCUGUUGGAUGCUAUUAUUAUGUGAUUGGGAAAAGUGAUCCAGCUCGUCGAUAUUUGAGUAAAGCUACAACUCUUGAUCGUCUGUUUGGUCCAGCAUGGUUAGCAUAUGGUCAUUCGUUUGCUGCCGAAAAUGAACAUGAUCAAGCAAUGGCUGCUUAUUUUAAGGCAUCUCAGUUAAUGAAAGGGUGUCAUCUGCCAUUGCUGUACAUUGGUCUAGAAUGUGGUCUUACAAAUAAUGUUAAACUUGCUGAAAAAUUCUUUCUUCAAGCUCAAAGUAUUGCCCCUGAAGAUCCAUUUGUUAUACAUGAAAUGGGUGUCAUUGCUUUUCAAAAUCAAGAUUACACUGGAGCGGAGAGGCAUUUUCAAGAAGCUUUGAGCCGAGUUCGUAGUAUUAACGAGUCAAUGAUAGCAGAAAAGUGGGAACCUUUGCUCAAUAAUUUGGGUCAUACAUGUCGAAAACUUCAAAAAUUUGAGGAAGCCCUGGACUUUCAUCAGCAGGCUUUGGUGCUCUCACCCCUUAAUCCAUCCACUUAUUCUGCUAUGGGCUAUGUACACGCAUUAUUAGGAAAUACAGCAGAAGCUGUGGAUGCUUUUCACAAAGCAUUGGGUGUACGGCGUGAUGACACAUUCAGUACAACAAUGCUUGGCUAUGUUGUUGAACAGCUAAUGGAGGACACACCUCCAUUUAAAGGUGCUCCAGAUGAUGUCCCAAAUUACAGUAUUUCACCCACACAACCUAUGGUAGUGAGUGUGGAAAAAUCUGAGGCAGAUAAAAGCAUGUUUGCAGACAGCCAAGCAGAAAGUAAUGUUGAAAGUGAAAAUGGAAAUUGCAACACAAUUGAAAGAGUUGCCUACUCAUCCCGUUCUCCAAUAAUUGAAGUAGAAAUGCAUGAUUCAUCAUCUGCGCAAAUAGAAUGAAAGUUUCUUGAUGUGUUUAUUGAUUUUCUUUGUAUAUCUUGAUUAUUUGGGUAAAAAAGUGAAAUAGAUUACUUUCUCAUCAAUAAUUGAUGCUUACUACUACUAUCCACAAAAUAUUUUGAAGAAAGUGAAAGGUGCACAUCAUGUGAAGUAGAUCAAUUUUGUUCAAUUGUAUCGAAAAUGCAUACAUAUAUCAUAUUACAAAGUAAAAUGUGUUAUUUUCUACUACAAUAUCUCACUCUAAAGUUUUAAUAUGAAACAGUAGUGAAAUUUUACCAAACCUACAUUUUAGUAACAUGUCAAUAAUUGUAAUGAUUUAAUUAAAUAGUAGUAAACUAUUAUUGUAAAUAUAAGAACAUGAAAUCAAUCUAUAUGCCAUUUGAAAAAGAAAUGUACCAAAACUAAGGUAUCAUACUAUGUGCAGGAAUUUUUAUAUAACCCUGAAUUCUAUAGUUAAUCUCUUUUGUCUUAUUCAGUGUAAUUUAAAACUGAAAUACUUUUCUUGUUUAUAUAUUUCAGGAUCAGUACGUUAAAUAACAUGCACUGAGCAUGUCAUUUACAAUUCUAACAAUUGGAAGGUGUGUUCUGAAAUGAUUCAACUCAAAACUGAAAGUUUUCAAUAGUAUAGAAGAGUUUUACUUGUUUCACUGUAAUUUUUGUUUUUCAGUCUGAAAAUGUGAUGUUUAUGUGUGAAUGAUAUACGGAUGCAUGAAUUUACAGAACAUAUUAUUGUAAACAUUCCUUAAGAUUUCAUGCCAUUUUUGUACAAAUGUUUGUUGUUUGUGAUUGAAACGACAUAAAAUUCAUAUUUUGUACUUCUGUGUUGUAUCUUUUGUUGUUGAGAACUAUUUACCUACUUAGCUUAAGACAUCAGCAGCAACCGUAGUUUCAUGGUGGACUCCUCCAUAAAAUGUGUGUCCCUCUGGUAAGUCUGAUCAAUGUUCAGAUAUGUGAUUCUACACCAGUUUUGAUGCAUAAAUUGAAAUUAAAAUUCUGGCAUAAUAUCUGCAUAAAAUAUAUUGUGUUCAUCAAAUUUUAAUAUUUUUCCGUUUUUUAUCACUAUGAUAUUUUAUGUUUAUGAUAUUGAAUUUUUUGGAUAAAGUUAAAUUGAAGAAUUGAAAUUAAAAGUAUGUAAGUGCCAUAUCCAUACUGUCGAGAAAAAUGAGUUUGUGUAUACCUUAAACCUAUUGGUACAUACAACUCCUGCCAUUUAAAAUCACCCUGUAAAGGUGAUCAAGCAAUACAUCUGGACUUUGGUUCAUGUUUAUGUUAUAGGGCUUGAUUCAUUCAUCAUUUUUCUGGUAAAUCAUAAAUUUAAUGGAAUGGCACUUUCAUCCUUUUUUUAUUUCAUCUUCAAUUUAACUAUGCAAAAAUCAGAAGUGUUGCAGUUAUGGAAAUAACUGUUAUAUUUUUAUGUAUGUUAUUAAAAUAAACUUUGAUGUCUUUAACUGUUGAUAAUUUGAAGGUCUAUAAUAAUUUAUUUUUUUUUGGCCCAGCAUUCAUAAAGGCUACUGUGA
Messenger RNA from Gryllus bimaculatus (two-spotted cricket), 3380 nucleotides. Lineage: Eukaryota; Metazoa; Arthropoda; Insecta; Orthoptera; Gryllidae. The record is from the annotation of a GenBank genome assembly.